AGACGUUACCAUGACGUGAAGGUCGGCGCGGAGCCGGCGCCGGAGGUCACACAUUGUUAGCACUUCAUUCGAGAGCGUCAUCGCCGGAUCACAAAAGACGUGCUUUUAUAAAAGCGCACAGAUAAACUUUGCUCCAGUUUGGUUUCGAAAUGUCGUCACAGUAAACGUUAAGUGAUCUGAUCACGAACUAUGUAGUGUACGCAGUUGUAUCAGACUCCGAACCAUGGUGAAGUUAUCACACGAAGCUUAGAGGUUCUCACACUCAUGUGGGUGCUGCUGGCGCUGCUGGCGACGUGCCUGCGCCUGCACGCGCUCCUGCACCACUCCUACACGCUGCCGCCGGGCACCGUCCUCACAGGGGGUGAGCGGUUCGACUACAUCGUGGUGGGCGCGGGCGCAGCGGGCGCGGCCACCGCCGCACGCCUCGCCGCCGCCGGGGCUGACGUGCUGCUGGUGGAGGCUGGCACAGAUCCCAGUUACAUCUCCAAGAUCCCCAGUGCGGCCAUGUUCCUGCUCGGCUCGGAGCUCGACUGGCAGUACCAGACGAUCCCCAACAACGUGUCGUGUCUGUCGUCCCGGGGCGGACAGUGCCGGUUCAGCCGCGGCAAGUGCCUCGGUGGCUCCACCUCCAUCAACUACAUGCUGUACACGCGCGGCAACAGGCAGGACUUCCACGACAUGCCCGUGUCCGGGUGGACCUGGGAAGACUUCAAGCCAUACUUCUUAAAGUACGAAGGUUUACAAGACUUGAACCUGCUGCCAUCCUCUUCUAAGCCAUAUCACAACACUUCAGGUACGAUGCGCAUCGGUUUCUUUGAUGAUUCCCAAAACCCGUGGCACUCCAGGCUCAUACGGUCAUACAUGUCUCUAGGAUUACCAGAAAAUCUUGAUGCAAACGCAGAUUCGCAGAUUGGUGUCAGUCAACUUAUUGGGUACGUUUACGACGGAGAGCGUAUGAGUACGGCGCGAGGAUAUUUAGCAAGAGAUGAUGUCAAAAGAACUCUUAAGAUCGCUAAGAAUGCUCUGUGCACGGGGGUUAUUAUUGAUAGAAGAAAUGUCGCACGUGGUGUCACUGUUGUUCAAGGUUUGUUGACGUUAAAAGUAUACGCGCGCAGGGAAGUGAUCCUAAGUGCUGGAGCCAUUGGAACUCCGCAAAUAUUGAUGUUGUCUGGUGUAGGACCUGCCGAACACUUAUACAGUUUAGAUAUUCCAGUAAAAGUGGACUUGCCAGGCGUAGGAGCGAACAUGACGGAUCAUGUGCUGCCGCUCAUUUUGGCUCAAGUUGAUCAAAGUAACCGAAUACACGACGAUGUGAAGAAGCUGGCGACCUGGACAGACCAGCUCGCCCAGUUACUUGUCACACGGUCAGGUCCUCUCACUUCCAACGGAUUAACGGAUGUGAGUGUGUUCAUCAACUCGCACUGCUAUGACUUCACACGAAGAAAACUACUGAACGUAAGCUUUGAUGGAAGCAACUGUGAGCUACCAAAUCUUCAAAUAAUUCAUGCGUACAUAGAAAGGAACUUAUUGCCUGCAGUUAAGCAUGUGUUCCAGCGUAUCACAGGCUUUAAUGACGACGUCGUGGAACAAAUAGUAAAAGCAAAUGAGAACCACGCGCUCAUUGUAAUAUCUCCAGUUCUCUUGAGUCCCCAUUCAGUCGGAUAUGUCAGGCUUGCUAGCUCCGACCCUAGCGUUCAUCCCGCCAUCUUCCCCAACUACUUGAGUGACGAGAGGGACGUGGACGAAAUUAUGUUCUCCAUACGUAUAAUCGAACAGCUCAUGGAGACGCCGCUGUUUAGGAAACGGAAUGCGACUCUGCUUCAUUUGGAGUUGCCAGGAUGUCCUGGUAUUAGCGAGGACAGGUCUGGCUACUGGAGGUGCUACACCCGCCACGUGACGAGCGCGGUGUUCCACAGCGCGGGCACGUGCGCGCUGGGCGCGGUGGUGGACGCGCGGCUGCGCGUGCGCGGCGUGCGGCGCCUGCGCGCGGCCGACCUGGGCGUGCUGCCGCGCGCGCCCCGCGCCUCCACCGCCGCCGCCGCCAUCGCCCUCGGGGAGAGACUCGCCGACAUGUUGCUCGAUGCCGAAGAUAACUGACUAGCUGUCACACUGCUGCUGGACUAUGACUACUGUACAGCACUUAUAGUCGGUAUGGUUCUGUAUAUAGUAACACGGCUAAUGUGCGACUGCACCGCAAUACGCACUCGAUGCUGACAGGU
Helicoverpa zea (corn earworm) is the source of this 2219-nucleotide messenger RNA. Its product is annotated as ecdysone oxidase-like. Lineage: Eukaryota; Metazoa; Arthropoda; Insecta; Lepidoptera; Noctuidae. The record is from RefSeq and is a predicted model, not a curated record. Gene Ontology annotation, molecular function: ecdysone oxidase activity; flavin adenine dinucleotide binding. Bases 265 to 2097 code for a protein of 610 amino acids. The transcript has 4 exons.